AUGGUCCUCAUGCCAUCCAACAUGUGGCACAACGCUCAGAAUCCGGCCGUCCCAUACCACCAGCGUCACGCCAUGAACGAUCUCGACGACCUGGACAUCGAGCUCGGCACUUACAAAAGUCCCGACACCGUCGACCAGCCCCUACCAGCUUACAACAACGAUGGCACGAUGGCACCUUCAGAGAAGGCAGCUGGACAUGCCAGCGCCCAGCAAAGUCUUCCACCUCGCCCACACGCGGCCCGCCUAGCAAGUCCUCGACCAACGUACGUCCCUCCGCAGGCAGCCCGGAUCUCAAGCUUCACCCGACGACAGCAGGCCCUUCCGCCCCGCCUCCGCAAGGCAAAGACGAACUGGAAGAUCGUCGCAUGCUGCGCAGCGCUUGGCGCUCUUGCCAGCGUAGCAGUCGCUACCUCGUACUACGGACCCUCGACAGCGGGCACCUGGCUCCAAUAUUAUAAAAGAGACGGCGCCCGUCUUUACGAAGCCGAACGCAUCAGCAACACUCAUGGCCUCUUCUCUCAUGGCUCGAAGCGGGACGUUGUCCCCGACUUCACGCUCGCUGCGGAUCAGCACAUCAAUGAUGCCGGCGCUCUCCUACGCGAGGGCGUUCCCCUCCUUGAGGAACUCACGACCUCGACGAGCGAGAACCAGAAACUUCCAACCAUCCUCGACGUUCCCUUCCCCAAGGCUAUUGACCCUCAGAUGAAGUGGUACACAACUCACUGCGUCCCCGCCCUACUAUACACCACUAUCAGCCAUCAGAAGCCCGAGUACAACGACUCCGAAGACGCAGAGAUGUGUCCAGUCGUGACGGAAUGCUUGACCAAAAUCCUCUCUGCUAAAGUUCACGGAGCCGAUACGAAGUUCUCUGGCGAUGGCAUCUGCCCACUCAUCGAGAAGAAGUUCGGUGAGAAGAUGCACGCUCUGGAGCGCAUCAACCCCAAGCUCACCGCAGCGAUUGAGACUUCUCUACCCAAGAUCCUCCUUCUUCUUGGCGAUGGCCCUCCCAUCGCGCUCCAUGCUGAUGGUAAUAAGAUGUCCAACCUCCAGGCCUUCCUCACCACCCUAGAUCAAGAGCUGCCAGAUUCGGAAUUGAAGCAGAAGGUCUUCACCACUCUCAAUAUCCUCGUCCUCUACAAAUCACUGUCGCCCUCCGACUUCGCCGACCAAGUCCUCGCAGAGAUCAAUUCUAUUGACAAGAGCCCGGAGCGGGAGCAUCUGAGACCCCACGUUACGAACGAGAUCGUCUCCAUGCUUGAAGACGUCGCCGAGGGCAAGGUGGGAUCUGAACUUGACGCAAAGAAGUGGGUCAUGGAGAAUGUAGCCAAGGUGUUCGGUGAAGUCUUCCAGAACUUCCAUCUGCAGGUGGAGGGCUCCAUCGGACCGCGGGAUUCAGCAGACGACGAGAUGGCAAAGCUCAAUGAACUAGUGGAGGGACUGUUCGUUGAUGACAAUGGCGAGGGCCAGAUCACAACUGGACCAUAA
This is a messenger RNA of Fulvia fulva, 1485 nucleotides long. RefSeq lists its product as uncharacterized. Bases 1 to 1485 code for a protein of 494 amino acids. The transcript has a single exon. The record is from RefSeq and is a predicted model, not a curated record. Lineage: Eukaryota; Fungi; Ascomycota; Dothideomycetes; Mycosphaerellales; Mycosphaerellaceae.